UCAGUCUUCUCUGCUUCAUGCUCGCUGACUGACGUAUAGGCUAGUUCACCACAAUACAAUACACUCACUAUAUAGGGCUAAUUACUACACAGAAACGCACUAUAAAUCAGAAAAAAUAUAAGCAAAUAUCUGUUUGACAGGAAAACUUGAAUUUUCCUCUCCUGUUUUGUUGCUUUUGUGUACAUUAUUUUCCAAUUUUCCAUCUUAUUUAAGUGCGUAUUCAGUUUUGCCGUGGAACUCUUAAAAAGUCAGUCAGUUUUUAUGUGUAGCAAGUUACCUUUGAGUUUUCGGUAGUUGAGCAAACAAAUAUCGCCACAGAAAAUAAUUAAGCCGAUUUAUUGUUAACAAUAAUAAAAUGUGAUUCUACUGAGUGAUAUCUCUGUUUGGAAAGUGUGCUGGAUAGUGAUUUUGUUUAAAAAACAAACGAUUUUCUUGAUAGACAACUUGAGUAGAAAUCACAUUUUUGAUUUCGUUUGGAAUGUGUCCGUCAAUUUUCGCAUCGCAGCUAAAUUUAGACGUCCAAAGUCUCGAAUCAGACAAGCUGACGCCGACGGUUCUCAGUAGCUCACGUGCUUAGGAAGCAAAGCGUCUGAGGUCCGAUAAAUUAAAACUGCAAGGCAAAACAGCAAAAGAGUUAUUGUUGACACUGUUGCUACCGUCGACGGAGAGACUAGCGUUAUAAAUGACUAGCUCAGUUAUAAGUUUCGUGUCUGCUCAUGCUGCAUCGUUGAGAAGCCGCACCGGAUGGAACAUCCGGGCGGAUCCAGAACCACUCAAGCUACUGAUGCUGCAAGGGCAGCGGAGAAAUCAUGUUUGCCAUCCCGUGGCAUAUCCUAGUCGGGUACAAUAAUAGUCGUUAUUGUUAUUGUUAUUGAUGUUUGUUUUUCGUACCGUCGAAAGCUUUAGAAGUAUAUACAAAAAAAAUCAAAAAGAUACACAAACGGGAAGACAUCAGCAAGUUUACUCUAUUCAGCAGUAGUACAAAGGAGGCAACAUAGCAUCAUGGGUAAUGGAAUGAAUAAGGUAAUGAACUCAUUAUUAUAUCAUGAGAGCUUGGAUCUUAGAAGUGUGGGGAUUACAUUAUUUGAUGAUGCUUUCGUUGGUGUGCAAUUCAAGAUACGGAUGAAAAAUAACGCUUUGAUCUGCUUCUUGUUUUUCUAUGCUAUCUACGUUCAACUGACAGGUGAUGCCGGGUUUGUUCAUUGGCAAUUACAGAGACUCAAAAGACUAUCAACAGUUGGACCGUUUCCAAAUCACGCACAUUGUCUCAAUACAUGAUAGCCCACGGCGUUUUCAUCCGGACAAGCACUACCUCUGUGUGAUGGCUGCCGAUACGCCAGACCAAAAUUUGUCUCAGUAUUUUUCCGUCUGCAAUGAUUUCAUACAUGCUGCGCGUCUGAAGGAUGGCAAUGUGUUGAUUCAUUGUUUAGCCGGGAUGUCCCGCUCGGUCACGGUUGCCGUUGCCUACAUUAUGACCGUCACGCCGCUCAACUGGAAGGAAGCCCUUAAGGUAGUCCGUGCUGGUCGCGCCAUUGCUAAUCCCAAUCUAGGCUUCCAAAAUCAGUUGCAGGAGUUUGAGACUAGCAAACUGUUGGACGAACGAAAACGGCUCAAAGAACGCUUUCCCAGUUUAGCACUGGAAGACAACGAUAGAGAGCAAUGUUUUGUAGCUUUAGAUCAUUUUGAAAUUUUGUUAGAAAAUAAAGGUGUUUGUGAAGGCCAAUGCAAGUUUGGGAAAGACUGUCCAACAGGAAUCUGCCGCUCGGAAUCGCGUGGGCUCCGCAGGAAGGCAACCCCACCGUCCCCGAGAAAGCAAUACAAUCUAACCGCGUCGCCGUCAAGCUCAUCCCAGCUGUCGGUACGUAGCUUGUCGGCGGUCCAAUCCUGCCCAACAUCCCCUCGGAGUUCGAAAACCGGCAACAAUCCACGGGCAGCUGGAAACCAUACUGCCGAGCUCGAUCUGGAUGAACUAAGCGAUUUACGGCGCAGCUCCAGCAUUGUCAGUACUUAUCGUCCACGGAGCGUUCCUUCCGGACUGUACUCGUACACAGGUUCUGCACCUCCUUCCAUCCAUGGAUCACGGGUCGAUUUAACGGGUAGCGUUAAAAACACUGGUUCGGCCAUCUAUCUUGGCACCAGCAGUCCUUCCGGAGCUGCCUCACCGGCAGUCAGUCGUCGCGUUAGUUUAAGAUCAACACCAAAAUCCACCCCAAAGUCUACACCGGACUCAUCGCCGAAACCGUCUCCUAAAAAAUCUGCUUCGAAGGCAACAACAAAAUCACGAGCCAAUACCACUACCGCGAAAGCAGCAAUUACUGUAACUACUACUACUAUUACUAGUACUACUAUUAGUGAUCCUUCAACAACAACAACAACAACAACAAUUACUUCUACUACUUCUACUAGUACUAUUACUACCAAUAGUAAGAGUAGCAGUACCUCGUCAGCUAAAGUAGCUGUCAGCUCAAAAUCUACCACCUCGAAACAAGACGCCUCAACCGCCGCAAGUUCUAAUAGCACAAAUGCCAUCAUUAGUACGACAAAAAGCACCAGCACCAAAACGUUCGUCAAGGCGUCUUCAUCAAAACAAUCGUUGAAUGUACUAACUAGAGAUAGCAACGCUAGUGGCAAUAAAAGCAAAAAAUCGGCAUUAGUAAAUAUGGAGUCCUCGUUACAAACAGAAAAGGUUACGAAAAAGUAAUCAUCCAUAUCCAUAUUACAGCUCGAGAAUUAUCAAAAUUAUCAAAGAAUAUCAAAUGUCGAUAUUUUGUCUGAAAGAUAAAAAAAAAACAGAAUAUAUAUUUACUACAUCGCAUGUUAAGGAAAACGUAACACAUAAGUGAAAGAUUGCAAGGCAACGUAACGCAAAGCUAGCAGUACAAUAAAAACAAGUCAAGGAUCAAUAGUUGGAAUAGUAUGAUAGGAACUACGCAAAGAUAGCAUAAUAAUCCGCAACUAUGUUAAGCAAUUUUGUGAACUGUUUAUUUUAUAUGAAAAACAAAAAUGCAGAAAUAAAAACCUGUUUUACAGUGGCUUCUAUCAAAUGAAUGGAAGGAAAUGCUUAGAUUCUGUAAACGAAAAAGCUUA
Molecule: messenger RNA, 3087 nt
Organism: Malaya genurostris
Lineage: Eukaryota; Metazoa; Arthropoda; Insecta; Diptera; Culicidae
Exons: 7
Coding region: 1187-2701 (504 amino acids)
Biological process (GO): protein dephosphorylation
Cellular component (GO): cytosol
Molecular function (GO): protein tyrosine/serine/threonine phosphatase activity
Source: RefSeq, a predicted model, not a curated record